AUGGCCGAGGAACAACAGCAGCCGCCGCCCGACGCCCCCCCGCAGCCGCCCCCCGCCGCGGGGGUGGCCCUGCCCGCGCUGGUGCCCGGGCUGCCCGGGAGCGAGGCCAGCGCGCUGCAGCACAAGAUCAAGAACUCCAUCUGCAAAACUGUUCAAUCUAAAGUGGACUGCAUUUUGCAAGAAGUUGAGAAGUUUACAGACCUAGAGAAACUCUACCUCUACCUUCAGCUGCCUUCUGGUCUCAGCAAUGGAGAGAAAAGUGAUCAGAAUGCCAUGUCAUCUAGCCGGGCACAGCAAAUGCAUGCCUUUUCCUGGAUUCGGAAUACGCUUGAGGAGCAUCCUGAGACUUCACUACCGAAGCAGGAAGUCUAUGAUGAGUAUAAGAGCUAUUGUGACAAUCUCGGUUACCAUCCAUUAAGCGCUGCUGACUUUGGGAAGAUCAUGAAAAAUGUCUUUCCAAACAUGAAGGCACGUCGUCUGGGCACAAGAGGCAAAUCUAAAUAUUGCUACAGUGGACUACGGAAAAAAGCUUUUGUCCACAUGCCAACGCUGCCCAAUCUCGACUUUCACAAAACUGGAGAUGGGCUGGAAGGAGCCGAACCUUCUGGACAGCAAAACAUUGAUGAGGAAGUCAUCUCUUCGGCUUGCCACCUCGUGUGUGAGUGGGCCCAGAAGGUGCUGAGCCAGCCAUUCGACACAGUCUUGGAGUUAGCCCGCUUCCUGGUGAAAAGUCACUAUAUAGGCACCAAGUCCAUGGCGGCGCUGUCUGUGAUGGCAGCGGCACCACCAGGAAUUAAAGGAAUUGCCCAGCCCUCUGCCUUUGUACCUACAGCUGAAAGUAAUUCCUUUCAGCCUCAAGUGAAGACUUUGCCAUCUCCUAUUGAUGCUAAACAGCAGUUGCAACGCAAAAUCCAGAAGAAACAGCAAGAACAGAAACUGCAGUCCCCUCUGCCAGGAGAGUCCUCAACAAAAAAAUCAGAAGGCGCCACCACCAAUGGAGUGACGAGUCUUCCAAAUGGGAACCCUGCGAUCCUUUCUCCUCAGCCCAUUGGCAUAGUAGUGGCAGCUGUUCCUAGUCCCAUUCCGGUCCAGCGGACCAGGCAGUUGGUAACUUCCCCGAGUCCGAUGAGUUCUUCUGAUGGCAAAGUUCUUCCCCUCAAUGUUCAGGUGGUCACUCAGCACAUGCAGUCUGUGAAACAGGCACCAAAGACUCCUCAGAAUGUCCCAGCCAGUCCCGGCGGGGACCGCUCUGCCCGGCACCGGUACCCUCAGAUCCUGCCGAAGCCAGCCAACUCCAGUGCUCUCACCAUCCGCUCUCCAACAACUGUCCUCUUCACGAGCAGCCCCAUCAAAACUGCUGUCGUGCCCACUUCCCACAUGAGCUCUCUGAACGUGGUGAAGAUGACAGCCAUCUCCCUGACAGCCAGCAACAGCAGCAGCGCCCCUGUUAAACAGUCUGCCUCAGCAAACAGUGCUCCGGGAGCCACGGAAGAGUCGAGAACCUUCCCACAGAUCAAAAACGGCUCCGUUGUCUCACUUCAGUCUCCUGGAUCCAAGGGCAGCAGCGGCGGGUGUUCGUCCGCAGUGGAGGUCAAGAUGGAACCUGAGAUCUCCUCGGACGAACAGCAGGUGGCACAGUGCCAAGACAGUUCGGAGGGGAAUAAAACUCCCAAAGCAACACCGAGUGCCCUUCUGGGGCAGAAAAGCACGUCAGAUGGAGCCGUGCAGAAACCUUCCAGCGAAGGUGCCGUGGAAGUCAAAGCGUCGAAGGUCUGUGGCCAGAGGACCAAAUGUAAGAGCCGCUGUGGAGAAACCCAGCCCGCGCCAGCAGGCAGCGAUCAAAGCCCGAGCGCCCUCACCACGGCCGCCCCCAACUUAACUCUCACCAGCACCAACUCACCGCCUAGUGCUGACUCAGCAAACAAAGACCCCAAAGUGUGCACUAAAAGCCCACGGAAACGACUGUCUUCUGCUUUGCAAGAGUCCCAGGUGCCUCCUGUCAAGAAACCAAUUGUGGAGCAAGUUUCCGCAGCUGUCGAAGACCAGAAACCAGGCAGUGUUAAGAAGGACCACGCGGUCCCACAUUCAGGGACGACAGAGAGUGUCGCGGCAGGCGCUGCCCUCCCGGGCGCCCUGUCCAUAGACGUCAGCUCACACCUCGUGGCAAAUCCACCCUUGAGUUCUUCUGCUCUUCUCCCCACAGACUUGGCUUCGGAAGCGCCCGCCACACCGUCGUCCUCUCCCGAUAUCAAAGUCAAGCUUGAAGGCAGCGUCUUUCUCUUGGACAGUGACUCGAAAUCCGAUGGCAGCUUCAACCCAGGCGAAUGGCAGCAGGUCACAAAGGACCCGGAGUUCCUGUCUGCCGGCUGUGAGGAGGCCCAGGCCGUCAGCGUGGGGGUGAUGCCUGAGCACCCUGACAUCAGCGAGUUAGAGAAGUCGGUUUGGGAGCUCGAAGGGCUGCCCCAGGACCCAUAUCCCCAGCAGCUGCACGGCCAGAUCCAAGAGUCGCCCCUGAGUCAGACCCCGGCCCAGUCCUCAGACCAGUUACCUCUCCAGUCAGAGCUGAAGGAGUUUGAGCCUUCGGUCUCGCAGACCCACGACAGCUACUUUCCUUUCGACGACGAGCUCACACAGGACAGCAUCGUGGAGGAGCUGGUGCUCAUGGAGCAGCAGAUGGCGAUGAACAACCCUCACGCGUAUGGCAGCUGCCUGGGAAUGGCCCUCCAGAGUCCGUCGGUCACGCCAGGAGCCCCGGCCUCCUCACACACCUCCAGCUCCCACUUCUACCAUCCGAUCCACAGCAAUGGCACCCCGAUCCACACCCCCACGCCCACCCCCACCCCCACGCCCACGCCCACCCCAACGCCCACCCCCACCUCGGAAAUGAUCGCCGGCUCUCAGGGUCUGUCCCGGGAGAGCCCUUGCUCGAGGCUGGCCCAAACCACCCCCGUGGAUAGUGCUCUAGGAAGCAGCCGGCACACACCGAUUGGGACUCCACACUCAAACUGCAGUAGCAGCGUCCCUCCCAGCCCUGUGGAAUGCAGGAAUCCGUUUGCCUUCACCCCGAUAAGCUCCAGCAUGGCGUACCAUGAUGCCAGUAUCGUCUCCAGUAGCCCUGUGAAACCAAUGCAGAGACCCAUGGCCACGCACCCUGACAAAACCAAGCUUGAGUGGAUGAACAAUGGGUAUAGUGGGGUGGGCAGUUCGUCGGUCUCUGGCCAUGGCAUCCUCCCAAGCUAUCAGGACUUGGUAGAAGACCGUUUUAGGAAACCUCACGCUUUCGCUGUGCCGGGACAGUCCUACCAAGCUCAAGCCAGGCACCUCGACACUCACUUUGGCCGUGUAACUCCUGUCUCUCCCGUGCAGCAUCAGGGCACUGCCGUAAAUAACACCAACAAACAGGAAGGUUUUGCCGUCCCUGCCCCACUGGAUAAUAAAGGAACAAAUUCAUCCACCGGUGGCAGUUUCAGAUGCCGGAGUGUGAGCCCUGCCGUCCAUCGCCAGCGGAACCUGAGUGGAAGCACCCUCUACCCAGUAUCCAACAUCCCCCGGUCCAACGUGACCCCCUUUGGAAGUCCAGUCACCCCAGAAGUUCCUGUGUUCACAAAUGUUCACGCAGAUGCAUGUGCCAACAACCUAGCCCAGAGAAGCCAGUCGGUUCCCUUGACAGUCAUGAUGCAGACAGCCUUCCCCAAUGCGCUUCAGAAGCAAACAAAUACUAAAAAAAUCACCAAUGUUUUGUUGAGCAAACUGGACUCUGAUAAUGAUGAUGCAGUAAGAGGUUUGGGCAUGAACAACCUACCCUCCAAUUACACAGCCCGGAUGAAUCUCACUCAGAUCUUGGAAACCUCCCCAGUUUUCCCUAGUGCCAACUCACAGAAUAUGAUCGAUUCCAGCACUUCGGUUUAUGAAUUCCAAACACCAUCUUACCUCACCAAAACCAGUAGCACGGAUCAGAUCAGCUUUUCUCCUGAAGAUAAUCAAGCACAAUCCGAAAUUGGAGAGCAACAGUUAGACUUCAGUAGCACUGUUAAAGACUUACUGAGUGGAGACAGCUUGCAGACCAGCCAGCCGUUGGUAGCUCAGGUCACCUCUGAUCUCACGAGUGCUGCGUCUGACUUCUCUAGUGAUCUCAGAUUGUCGUCUGAGCUCUCAGGCAGCAUCAACGAUUUGAACACUUUAGACCCAAAUCUACUGUUCGAUCCGGGUCGUCAGCAGGGACAAGAUGAUGAAGCUACACUGGAAGAAUUAAAGAAUGACCCAUUGUUUCAACAAAUCUGCAGCGAAUCCAUGAGCUCUAUGACUCCAUCAGGUUUUGAGUGGAUAGAAAGCAAGGACCAUCCUGCUGUUGAAAUGUUGGGUUGAAUUGUGUUUUAUAAUACGUAGCACACUGUAUCUAAAGACAUAUGUAUUGUAUUUGUCUUAAUGGAAGUGCCUCCCGCAGCAGAAACACUAUUAAUUGUGACAUUUUAAAAGAGUUUGCUGCAGAAGUGGUUUCUUCAAGUAGGAAAUGGUUAGGCUUGCCUCAGUUCUUUCUUGAUAAUUUCCAGAGACAGUAGGCGAUAGAAGAACAAGUAUUAGGUUUUAAAUUCUACAGCAUUUCCCCCAUUUAAUCACAUUGUUAGCGAACGAUUGACUAACCGGCUUUUACAAGAGCAGUCUAGAUCUUUAUUUUGUGUAAAUUUAUUUUAGUCACUGGUUGAUCUGCACAGAAUUUAGAGAAAACCAUUGAUUUUUUCUGUUGUUGUUGGCAUUAUCUUUUAGAUAUGAAAUCAUAGCUAAGGUGAACUGUAGACAAGAAGGUCUUCCUUGGAACAGGGAUAAUAUUCAGGUUAUUUUAAGUAUUUAGGCUUGAAGCAUAGAGCUACUGUAGAAUGAAAAAUCUCUGUAGGACUUUCUGGGACUUCAGUACCAUUUGCAACUACAAUGAAGGGCUUAAAUAGGAGAAAAUAAUGGAAAAUUUAAUAUUAAUUUAAGGAAAGCAGAAGCAGCACUAAAACUUUUAAAAGGAAAAACUAGUAGCUAUUUGUAUUUGUGACAUUGCAUUACUUCUUAUUUCAGAGUGUUGGUUUUUAAUAUGGCGUGCGCACGCACACACACACAUACCCCAAAUAACUACAGACAGUAUAAUUUAAUAGAAUAAACACAAGCGUGCUAGGAAAAUGUUUUCUGUUUAUGUGAUUGAGAUUGGGGAAUUAGAAAGGAAAAUAAAAACAUUUUCUUUCACAAUGGCUGCAUGCACAUAUACUAAAAUCUAUGAUUUUAUUUUGAGGAAUCUUUAGUUGCAGAAUUGUUAAGCCUUCAGUUGAAUAAUUUCUUCAUUCCUCCUGAAUUCAAUUUCAAUAAAUACAUCUUGUUUAAAGGAUCCAUUUGAAAAUAAACAGGAGGGAGAUAGCAUUAAAAAACUGAACAAAAACAUUAUACCACCUAAGGUCUGAAGCCACAAAUCUUUAUAUCUCUGAUAAAACAAAGGGGAUAUCAAUAAUACUUGAAGAAGAGGAGCAUUUUAUUACAUGCUUAAUUUAUUGUGAUAGCCACAAUUGCAAAAGAAGCACUCAGGAUUUGUUUUAAAAUGUUUCUCUCUAUGGCUCUCAUUUUGUUUUAUGAAUAGUUAUUUAUGAAUUUCAUGUUAACAAAAAUCAGCUCACUAGUUGACAGUUCCACUUAGUGAGUUUCAAGAUCGUUUUCAAAGAGAUUUAAAUAUUGCCAUUACGUCUUUAAAGCUAACGUUAAACCAUUGCUGUGCUACCUUGAAUCUAGCUAAGCUUUCCUAUACCUUAAUUAGGAAGCCAAUCAGAAAACUACAAUCAAUGAAUAUUUAACAAGCAUGAUGAAGGGUUUAAUUUAAUAAGAUUUCAUCGUUCACUAAAUUUGCAAGGUAGGGUAUUAACAUUUUGAUAAAUAAAUGGUGCUAGGGUUGGCUCAGAGAUUUAUAUAUUAAUAAUGUCAUAGUUAUUGGCAUUUGUGUAUGUUUGCUGUUAUCUUGAUUUGAUGAUCUGUUAGAUUUUUUUUUCUUGAUGCUAGUUAUUUCUUCACUGUACAUUGAGACAGCACUACUGCACACCAAAGUAUGCAAUACCCAAAGGAAACUGUGUGAUUUCUUCUUGUAACAAAUUAUGGGAGCCUUUCUCUAUGAGAUACUCUGAAAAGGAGAUUUUUGAGGCCAUUCUAAUCCCUUGUUUACAUUAUUAGCUUCCUACAAAUAUAAAAAUAAUGGAAUCUUUUUUGAUAAAAAUAUGAAGACUGGAGGAUUUUUAACCCCAUGUACAGUAUUGCAGCAAACACUUUAAAUUUGGUUGAAUUCGUCCAACAAACUUUCUGGGGUUCAUAUAUUGCACUAAAUUUGUUGAACCUGUGGUAGGCACAUCUCUUAGGAUAAAUGCAACCAAUUCAGUCCACAGAUUAAAGUUUUUAAAUGUGUUUCAUUAUGAAAAGACAAAAUGUCAUCCAAGUGACAGAUAAAAUUGUCUUAUGUAGCAAUGUGCAUUGAUCUCAAUGAGAUAUUUCUAUUUCUUAUUCUCUUACAUGAGAAUAUUACAGCAGGAAGAAUUAAGUUUAGUUUGCUUCACCAUGUUAAUACAUGAUCACAAAAUGUGCAUGAGUGUUAUUGACUUAUCCUGUACAGUACAAGGUAUUCCUGUAACCACUCUUUUUUUCUUGGCUGUAUUGAAACUGGUUCAGUGAUAACCAGGCAAGCAUAGUUAUUCACAAGUUAUUCACUUUUUUAUGUUUACUAAUUCUGCUUAGUUAUUGUUGAAUAUGUUCUUUUAUUGGAUUACUUUCAUUGUUUUGAUGUUUGAAACAUUUUACAUAAUGUUUAUCAUGAUAAGACUUCAUGAAGUAAAUAAUUUUGCAUAUAUUUGCAAUAAGCACUGACUUUUGAACUGAAAAGAAGGAAAGUGGUUUUUUUUUUGUGCAGUGCAUCUGAGGUUCAUAUAAUAGUCUUGUACUAUAAUGUGCUUUACUACACCAUAAAUGACAAAAACAAGCCCUGUUUCAUGUUUUCAUUUAGUGCAAAAAAAAAAGAAGAUCGAUUUCCCCAGUGUUUUGUUGUCUGUUGUACCUGCUGAAACUACAGUAGUUGAAUAUUGCAGUAGCAUUUCAGUUCUCUUUUUUUAUUGAAAGUGCUCAAAAAUUGUUUUUUAAAUGUUUUCAGAAACAAUUAAAAGCAUUUUAUAUUAAACUGA
Sorex fumeus (smoky shrew) is the source of this 7187-nucleotide messenger RNA. It is a transcript of the gene RFX7, whose product is annotated as regulatory factor X7. The transcript has 9 exons. Gene Ontology annotation, molecular function: RNA polymerase II cis-regulatory region sequence-specific DNA binding; DNA-binding transcription factor activity, RNA polymerase II-specific. Bases 1 to 4365 code for a protein of 1454 amino acids. Gene Ontology annotation, biological process: regulation of transcription by RNA polymerase II. NCBI's taxonomy places the organism in Eukaryota, Metazoa, Chordata, Mammalia, Eulipotyphla, Soricidae. The record is from RefSeq and is a predicted model, not a curated record.